Molecule: messenger RNA, 8102 nt
Organism: Orussus abietinus
Lineage: Eukaryota; Metazoa; Arthropoda; Insecta; Hymenoptera; Orussidae
Gene: Oatp30B
Product: solute carrier organic anion transporter family member 3A1
Exons: 16
Coding region: 395-3127 (910 amino acids)
Biological process (GO): sodium-independent organic anion transport; transmembrane transport
Cellular component (GO): membrane
Molecular function (GO): protein binding
Source: RefSeq, a predicted model, not a curated record
CGGUCGACGACGGGACGAGUGGGCCGAACUCCACAUGUGAUUCUCGCGAGUUCCCUCGACGAUUCGUCGCGUCCGCCAGAGCAGCGACCGCCAGUCCGCCGCACCGAGACCCCGAGACCGCCGCCUCUGGGGCGCCUCGCGAGUGACCAAGUGACCGCGGGUUAAAUGUUUCCUGCACCCCGACUCCCGGACCCGUGUCAACGCAGAGGAUUUUUCUCGACGCGGCCCCGGGAUACAAAGGAAUCCCGCGCGGUGCCUCGAGCGUCCUUUCGAGAUUCGAAGCGCAGCAAUGUCGUGCCGAUCUCCGUGAGCGUCUCUCGGUGAGGCCCGAAAAUCCCGCCCGAGGGGAGCGAGAGGGAGAGGGCGAUACGCGCGGCCGGCGGGUAGGAGAGAGAUGGCGAGCGCGGCGAGCGGCCACAAGAGGAACGGCUCGAGCUCGAGCAUGUUCGCCCACAAAAGGACGGAGUCCGGGGGCGGCUUCAUCGGUCACAAGCGCUCCGAGAGCGGUCAUAAACGCACCGAGAGCAUAUCCAGUGCCUUCGGCCACAAGCGAUCGGAGAGUGGCCACAAAAGGAACGAGAGCGGCGGAGGUUUCGGCCACAAAAGGUCGGAAUCCGGCAGCAAUUAUCAUGCAGGCCAUCGACGAAACGAGAGCAUGUAUGCUAUGACGGGACUUUAUGCGGAAAGCGCGAGUACCGAUGCCGGGGAAAAUGCGGAGCCGACCCAAGCCGACAGCAAUAGACUGACUCAUGACACCGUGAUUAGGUGCCACAGUAGAAACCCCAGCUCCGGCCUCGUGGAUCACAGAGAUUUUAUCAUCAAAUGUCACAGCAGAAAUCCCAGUGCUUCCAUGGUGGACAGGGCCGAAAAGGAGAGACCGCAUACGCCGCCGAUCAAGCCGGACUCGAAGGAUUGCGGGAUUUUGACUUGCAGGCCGGACUUCAUCCAAAAAUUCGCAGGAAUAAAGGUGUUCGUGUUCCUACUCUCGUUCCUCGUCACGCUGCAGCAGGCACUCAGCUCAGGUUAUAUCAAUUCUGUGAUCACGACUAUAGAGAAGAGGUUCGAGAUCCCUUCCAGCCUCUCGGGCCUCAUCGCAAGCUCCUACGAAAUCGGCAAUGUCAUCACUGUCAUAUUUGUCAGCUAUCUUGGCAGCCGGAGGCACAUCCCUGUCUGGAUUGCCAUAGGUGCUGUGAUAAUGGGUAUAGGUUCAAUGAUUUUUAUGGUGCCACACUUCACCGCCGAGCCGAAUUUGACAACUUCUGCCAAUAAUUCCAGCUCGGACAAUAUAUGCCGUGGUAUUUCCUUGCGCGAACAAGAUAUGGGACUGGGUCGCCUAUCAACCGGGCUCUCGUCGCCUCCAUUAGCACCUCACAAUAAUCUGAGGGUUGAUAACUGUAUUCAAGGAUCACCUUCAACGGCUGGACCGGUGCUGUUGUUCGUAAUCGCUCAGCUUUUGCUGGGCUGUGGGGGUUCACCUUUGUUCACCUUAGGUACUACUUACAUUGACGACCACGUGAGACCUGAGAGCGCGUCAUUGUAUAUCGGAUGUAUGUACAGCAUGGCAGCGUUUGGACCGGUCUUGGGUUUCCUGCUUGGAGCAUAUCUUUUGUCAUUUCACAUGGAUUCAUUUUCGGGCACGAUCAUCAGCAUCGAUCCAGGAGACCACAGAUGGGUAGGAAUGUGGUGGGGAGGUUUCUUGCUCUGCGGACUUCUGCUAAUUCUAGUAGCAAUCCCGUUCUUCAGCUUCCCAAAAACGCUACAGCGGGAGAAGGAGAAAAUCCGGAUAAUUGAAAAGAGCAAGGCAAUAUCUGGGAAAGAGAAGGACCAGAAUAAGGAGCCGAAGAAGGAACCACUGGAUGAUACCGGAUACGGGAAAGAUGUGAAAGAUAUUCCACGCAGCAUGUGGAGGCUCGUAUGUAAUCCCGUCUACGUAGUCACGUGCCUCGGUGCUUGUAUGGAGCUUGUGAUCGUAUCCGGCUUCGUGGUCUUUCUACCAAAAUAUCUGGAAACCCAGUUUAGCCUGGGCAAGAGUCAGGCGAGCAUAUUCACAGGAUCCAUUGCCAUUCCUGGGGCGUGUAUAGGGAUUUUCUUCGGGGGUUGCCUGUUAAAACGCCUCGAAUUGAGACCGAAGGGUGCUGUACAAUUCGUCCUGGUAUCCAACGUUGUCUGCCUGGUUUGCUACGGCCUACUAUUUUUCCUGGGCUGCGACAACGUUAAAAUGGCUGGCACUACUAUUCCGUACUUCAAUAGCACGACCAAGGCACCGGAGCCUUUUCAAGUCAAUCUUACAGCUGCCUGCAAUUUCGGUUGCGAGUGUCGGAUGAACGACGUCGAGCCUGUUUGCGGCAACAAUGGACUUACAUACUUCAGUCCUUGCCAUGCAGGAUGCACAGCAUUCAGCUCCAAGUCUAACUUCACCAACUGCGCCUGUAUACACGGAAAUUUGACGAUGCUACCACCAGCCACGCCAGAGUUUGCAGAAGUGACGGUAGUUCCUGUAGCCACGGCAGGCCCCUGCAUAUCCCCCUGCAAAACGAUAUUUCCAUUUCUCAUAUUAUUAUUCUUCAUGACUUUCAUCGUCGCCGUCACGCAGAUGCCUCUGCUGAUGAUAGUCUUGAGGUCGGUUUCGGAGGAGGAGAGAUCUUUCGCCCUCGGCAUGCAAUUCGUGAUUUUUAGAUUAUUCGGAUACAUACCUGCGCCCAUUCUUUUUGGUAACCUGAUCGAUUCCACUUGUCUGCUGUGGAAGAGCACCUGUGGGGAAAAGGGCGGUCGUUGUUUGCUCUAUGACAUAGAGCAGUUCAGAUACCGGUACGUGGGCCUCUGCGCCGGUAUCAAGAUCCUAGCACUGGCACUAUUCUUGGUGGACUGGUGGUUGGUGAGGAGACGAAGACAGUUGGAAGAUCAGCGGCCGUCCUUGACGGUGAACGAGCUCGUGGGAUCCAUCAUUAGUCUUGACAAGCUCUUUGAGGAGAAGCCGCAUCAUCAGAACCUAGGCGAAGGUGACAACGCGACAUCUCCGAGCACCGAGACGCCAACUCCGUCCUCCGUCUCGUCACCUACGGAGCCUACCAAGUCCACGAACCUCGAGGAGACCACCGAAUCGUCGAAUCACACCAACUCGACCUAAAGACGCAAUAAGUAUAUCGAAGGGACGCAGAUCUCGGAUUUGUGGUAAAUUGUUCUUUUUUUCUCCGUGGUUCUUUUCACUCGUGAGAAUUUACAUGCCACGAGAGCUGUAUCACUUCAUCGACAUGACCACGAACGCCUACGGGAAGAGCACGUGUCGUAAUGUGUGACUGCUAGAGCAUGUGUGUAUCCUUUACCAUUAACCGUUUAGUUGUAACGCUCUUGGACUACUUUCUAAUUAAUCAGUUCAUCCAUUGAUCGGUAAGCCCUGAUAAGUCCUCGCAGGGAUCUUUCCGAAACUCACGGAAAUCUCAAUCUCGCCUCGCAACGCUCUGUUAGGAUCUCGAUCAUUUGUACAGAAAAUUCGCGACAGGUGUGCCGGCAAAGUAUACAUUAUUUUUCAGCGAGUAUGCAUGUGUGCUUGCAAUUUACGUGUGUACCGUGUACACGGAUAUGCGUCCUCGGUUCCGCGACGUCGAUAAUGCUCGCUUGACGUUUAUAUUAAUUUUGUCGGAAAUUUUAAUGCGGACUACCUAAUAAUCCUAAGGUUUCAAUAUCACUAGGGAGUAAUUGUCUUUCGCGCGAGGCACGAAUGCUAAAUUAGGCUGCAAUAUCGACGAGAAUUUGGAUAGUAUGAGUGUCGUUCGGGUUAAAUUUAAUUACACGGUUUAGGCUCUGGACUGAGUUUGGAAACUGUUUUAAUGGUUCAUGGGGAUUCGGAGCAGCUUCUGACGUGACGGAUCACUCGAAACAUGCGAGCCUUUUAGGUGUUUCACUUAUAUUCGGGAAUUAAGGUAUGUGGAAUUCGGGAGGAAAGUGAUUUCGAUAGGGUGUAACGAUAUAUAAAGGGACGAAAUUGUAAAUAUAAAAAUUCCUGCCUUAACAUAAUCUAAGACUUAGGUAAAUUGAGCGUUUAAUUAGUAGCUAGCUAAGGAUAUAAAGAACUAUAGUAGGGAAUUUAAUGAUAUACGAAAAUGGAAAGUCGUUAAACCGUAGAUUAAUUAAGCGGCGAUUUAUUUUCUAAGCGAGGGUCUCGUAGGUCUCGUGCAACUCAGUCAAUAUAUUGUAGUGAAUAGUGCUAUAAAGGCCACGAGGAAAUCAUAGUUGAGCUAAUUUAAUGGCUAUACGAUUACCUACUUUAUUUCAGUCGUUUUAUUCACGAUCCUGGAGAGCGAUUACAUUUUGGCCCUUGUUAUUAGAAUAAUGGUUAAGGGACUCUUUAAAUCUCGGUUACGUGGAUUUUAUAGUUGCACAAGCGGUGGCACAAUCCUCACUGUAUGAUUACAUUUUGUCCCUGUCAAAUCACUGGCAGAGAUUCAAAGAUGUGCCUACUUAAUGAUACGACGACGCAGACAUUUAAUCGCUUACAAAAAAAAGACGUUUCUGCGUUAUUACAAGAGAAACUAUAUAAAAUAUCAGAAACAAUAGCUUUGUUUCCAAAGAAAACGAUCUUGACGUGCACUCUCUUCUUAAAUGGUCCCACAAACAAUACUGAUGUCUUUCUAAAGGUACUCUCUUUCCGAUAUAACUAAUCUCUAAAUUUCUUUCUCUUGUAAUAAGGAAGAAUGCAAUAUACCUUUUUUUGUCAAACGCAUUAUUUUUUGCAAUCGUCUAUCGGCGAACGACAUAGUCACGGCCUCAGCCAUUAGUAAUCUCACACUUGGGCCUAAAAUCGCGAAUCCAGGAAGUAUUUUAAUUAAUAUUCUCAGGAGAAGUUCCGUCUUGUCGCAUAUAAGUCUCGGCUUCUUUGCUUUCAAGACACGACAGAAAAUCGUUUCGAAGAUGACGGGGAGUGUCGGCGAUAGCGGAAAUUAAUUUAAUAACUAAUUGCCUGUCGGACUGAAUCUUUCAAGCUAUUCCUUCUUUUGCAUGGCGUCAGAAUCUGUCGGUGAUUCUUCGCGCAUUCAAUUUCCUAAGCGACUUAGACAAUUGAGGGAGAAAAGCAUGUAAGGUCGGGUAUAGGUGAAAAGUUAGAAAACGAGUUAAUUAAUUAAGCAAUCUUGUCAAUUCGUUACUUUAUCGUACGCAUCUCCGGGCGUUCUCGAGGGCGCAACGCCAUUCAGCCGGUAAUUAUUUUACGAAGUCAUUGGAACUUUACGGAAAAGGGUACAAAUGGGAAAAAUGUCGGUCGAAGACCCAGCCAGUUGACGAAUCUCGCUGACGAGGACACGGCGUUAAUGGAGCAUGUUGGCGCGUUAGAGUUGCGGGCAAAUCUCAUGCGGCGGACAUGUUACUUACACCUCGUACGUAUUAAAAGGAAAAAGAAAAAAAGAAAUUCGGCGAAAAGGACUCGCAAGAGUCGCACCUCGGUCUCUUGAAACCGUCAAUUCUUUCUGCACAUACGUACGUCGAAUGCUCAAAUGUUCGCGACGACCUCGACCGUCAAGAAAUUUGUCGAACGACAUUUCCGAAAUGCUCGAGCUCGGGGUAACGCUGUUAGUGAAGUAGAAAAAGUAAUAUGAGUGCUGUGAACUAGAACGAAGCGUCGUGGAAUCAAAGGUAAAUUGAAGAUAACAGAGAGAGGAUAUUUGAUAAGGGAUGCUCUCGGUUGUCGUGUUAUUCCGAGGCGCAACGCGCAUGUACAUAAUAAUAGUUAUUUUAAUCGUAGUAACUCGUACUGAGAGGGAGGGAGAGGAGGAACGAGGGUCGGUGAAUUAUGCGAUGUUUUAUAGAGGAAGAGGGAGAGAGAAAGGCGCGUCAAUGUCGUGGUAAUAUUUUUUACGCAUUUUGAGAAGGGUCCUUGCACCCUGUUAAAUGGAACUAUCGAUUUAGAAUGGCGGCGGUCUGAUUGUUUUAAUCUUAAUCGCACGGUUGCAUAAUUGAGAGGAUUAAGUACUCGGUAGGAAUUGAACGCGGUUUGCGGAAAGCAGGAGGCACUUUUUACGGAUUUCUUUCUUCUUCUCGCCCAAGUACGUUAGAAACGGGUCAAAAUCAAUUUUAGCCCUUAUUUAAAGGAAUGUCAAAUCGAGGCAGCUGAUAAAUCCAUUUAUUUCGAAGCGAUUAACUCCGACAACUACGAGUAGUGACGUGUCAGGUAAUGUGCGUCAAAAGAAAAUUGUAAAUAAUUCUUACGGUUCAGUUAUUUCAGAAAUUUUAUAUGAAAAUGAUUAAUCUGCGUGUCGGAAGUCUAAUUGUUAUGGCGAGCUUUACGGACUUUACCAAGAGAUGAUUCGUCCCUUUUUUAAAGCACAUCGACUACGUUACUUAACUACUUGCGUCGCGAAUCUGAUUAUUUCUUUAAUUCUAUCCGGCACAAAAGAGGGUUUUUUUUCCCGUGGGAGAAACUUCCGUUUCCCAGGAAUUUCACGUCGCACGAAUUUACACGUCGUUAAUAUAUUGACGAUUAUUUUAUUCCUACUGUCGGUACGUAGAUUACAGCUGUACUGCGCCAAUAUUACUCUAACGUCGUUGUCGUGACGUUAGUUAUUUUUAAGAUCAAUUAAAUAGGUCGAUUAUCGUUGUAAUAAGUCGUAAGUGACAUUCUCCCCGUCGCGGGGGACGAUAAAAGUUUAAAGAAAAGGGCUUACCCCUAGAGGACCGAGUAAGGGAUUAAAGUAUUAAGUAAGAAAGCAUAAUGAUAACUCUUAACGAAAGAGAGCGAGAUAUAUGUAUAUCUAGGAAUUAUGAAUUAUGGUAACGUUGUAAGUCGCUUAUAGAUUUAAUGUAUUUUUUGUAGGGACCAUAUUGUAAGGAGAGUGUAAUGAAACUAUCACCGGCUUUGGAAAUUGACGUGGACUGGUGGUACUCGUUGCUCGAUUACAGAGUGUAUGCGUGUUUUAAAUCAAAUCAUUUUGCACGGUCAAUUGAAAUGGCAAAAAAGGUCAAUUUAAAUACUUUCCGUUUAUUGUGCCAACGACGGCGUUUUUGUAUUCACCAGCAUCGAGCACAGAACGAAUAAUUCUUGCCAAGUACUUUCUUACGUAAGCCCGUAUCGAUGAAGGAAAAUUAUUUUCAAUAAAAAGUCUACUUGAUUUACCCGGGAAAAAAAAUCGAGUUCUUGCAUACACUCUGGAUGACAAUAGGAAGGCAAUAUUCUCUUCGUUAGACAAAAGGAAAGGAAGGAGCAGAAACGUUCUCGAAAUCCUUACUCGAAGGAAGUUCACGGGUAUCUAUUAUUUUCUCUUUAUCUUAAUUCCGUUAAUACCGAUUAUAAUACGUAUGUUUUAACAUAGCCGAGCUAAGGUAAAAGUAACCUCGACGGUCGGCCAAGAGCUGGGAUUUGUAAAUAAAUUUUAGAGAGGUCUAGGAGCGUCACGGAGCGCUUUUAAUCUACGGAGCGCUUCGCGUAAUACAACUUAAAGUAUGCCUUAAAAAAAAAGAUUACGAUAUUAAGGGAAAUGUACCGCGAGGCGAUUUAAGGCAACGUUGCGAUUAAUCGGAGUGCGAGAGCGAAUGAGCUCUGAAAAAGUGAGAGGAAACGAGAAAAAUAACCCUUGCGCGACGAGUAGAUUGUGCGUUAAUAACUAAUACGUGGCAAUAGAGGAAAAUGGAAAACGUCUAAGCAGGGAAGUCGUGGAAGGCGGGGGAAAAUCGAGCGAUGCGUGGAAACUAGGUACAAGAAAAAUGAAAUCCAGUGGUGAUCAAGUAGCGACAAAAUGAAAAGCAGUUAAUUACGAUGUUAUAUCGACGCGAGCAGACGUCACGUUAUACGAUAUAAAUAUAUUAAAGAGUUACGGCGAGCGUUUUCAUAUUUAUAAAAUUCCCGUUUUCGCGGCGGCGAGAGGCGGCGGGCCAACGUUUUCGUUCCGCAUCUGCAUAUCACACGACAAAUGAGUUCGGAGUAUGUUCCGUUCUCUCACCGAUUUCCGGAUUCGUCGCAUUUUAGGACGAACUAGGUCGGCUAUCGCUAACACCUAAGGAGCGUCCUGCUUUCUACUCGGAUACCCUAGGAACGUAUUUUUCUUUUUCUUUCCUUUCAUACGCGAGGCACAAAUGAAUGUAUUUACGGUUAAUAAAUGUUUCGGAAAUCGUUCGAA